Molecule: messenger RNA, 1183 nt
Organism: Cotesia glomerata
Lineage: Eukaryota; Metazoa; Arthropoda; Insecta; Hymenoptera; Braconidae
Product: probable serine/threonine-protein kinase DDB_G0282963
Exons: 2
Coding region: 613-1107 (164 amino acids)
Source: RefSeq, a predicted model, not a curated record
UUAAAGUAAAUUUAAAAAAAAAAUUCCAGAAAAAAAAAAAACCAUAGAAUUGUUGAAUUUUUAGUCCGUAAAAAAGAGAGAAUGACUCAGAGUUAUGUAGUAUGAAAAUGGGGGUAAAGAACGUCAGACACAAAAGACCGCUGGUUCCGUAUUAUGAAAUCUAGGGGGUUGUAGUUAGCGUCUGGUCAAACGCAGCUGUCUGUUACUGCAGUUGAACUCGCACGUGUCAAAAUUACUUUAGUGUCUAAAUAAAAUUAUCAAAUUAAAACCAAAAACAGAAGCUUUUUUCACAUUGUGGAUCAGAUAUCAAGUCAAUGACCAAAUAGAUUAACAAAAAAAUAAAGUAACUUCGGUGGAUAAGAGAUAAGAAGAGUGAAUGAAUUAAAACUAGCCGUAAUUGGAGUGAAAUAGUUUGACGACUCGACCUCAGCGUCGGGGUUAUUAACUUUUAUUAACUCUAAUAAAUAGUUUUAAAUUACACUCUUAGUAAUAUACGAAGUCUUCUCAGUAAAGUUCAUUUGAUAACUCGUCUUCGUAACUAGUGCACCGAUAAUUUAUACGCAUACGUUUUUACUACUAAAUACACUAUAUCAAUACACAAAGUUAUUUAUAAUGACACGAGAUAAUAUUUUUGAUAAAAUGGGCUUGCGAAAGACCGAUGAAGAACAGCAAUUAUUAUUUUAUUCGACUUUAACAGUUGAAGAAAAAGCGCGUAUGCAUCCUUGUACCAAAGCGACUUGUGUGAUGAUGUCCGGGGACUCACCAGGACUGGACUCGCGAUCGAUACCGGCAAGUUACGAUUUACCUGACGACGCACGUCCUGGAGAAUUACCACCGGUUAUUCCGUUAAGUUCAACCGGUAAAUUAAGUCACUCAAACCAUGACACCGACAACGAGACCAUUGAAGAAGUAACGACAAUUGUGAAAAAAACGCUGCCCAGUCCGGAACCACGGCCGAAAAUCUACCAGAAAAAUGGCAUCGACAGUGAUAACAAUAAUAAAUUAAAAUUGGAGAACAAAUUUGCUGAAAAUAAUAAAGAAGACAACGAUGCAUGCGUUAAUUGUCUUUACUAUACUCAACAGUUUUGCGAGUGUGUAAUACUAUGAGCGGUAAAUUGUAAAUUGUAUGUUAUAUUUUACUAUAUUAUGUAUUAAAUAUCUAAUGAGUAAUUAUUAUUAUUAU